AUGGGAGUCCUGAGCCUCGGCCAGGUGCUGAGUCUCUUGGAAAGUGAAACCAAAAUGCUAAAAACACACACAAUGCCUGCCUCAGCAGCCAAGGAGGAAGAACCAGAACCUGGUGACUUGAUAGAAAUCUUCCGUGGUCGCUAUCAGCACUGGACUGUGUACAUUGGUGGUGGCUACAUUGUUCACUUGGUUUCCAACUCAGAAAUACACAGUUUAGGAGUUUCAUCAACUGUGUUGGGAGGUUCUGUGAGUGGCCAAGUCAAGAAAGAAAAACUCAAAGAUGUGGUCAACAAAGAUGAUUGGAAAAUAAGUAACAUACACGACAACAAGUGGGACCCCAGGCCAAAGCAGGAAAUUGUGAAAGAAGCCCUUUCGAUGGUGGGUAAGGAUAUGGAGUACAGUGUUACCGAAUUGAACUGUGAGCACUUCGCCACCGAGCGCCGUUAUGGCAAAGCCCUGUCUCUUCAGGUGCUGAAGGCUGCAGAGGCUGUAGUUAGAGUGGGAGCUGCUACUAUUCUAGAUUCCACUGCUUCAGGAGACAUGUCAUCAAGUCCCUCAGUGCAAUACUCUCCUUAAACUUAUUCCUCCAUCAGCACUGUUUCCUGGACUCCUCCCGGCCCGCUUUUCCCCAUCAGCCUUGUUAGC
Messenger RNA from Thunnus maccoyii (southern bluefin tuna), 645 nucleotides. Its product is annotated as phospholipase A and acyltransferase 4-like. The transcript is spliced from 5 exons. Gene Ontology annotation, molecular function: glycerophospholipid phospholipase A1 activity; A2-type glycerophospholipase activity. The coding region runs from base 1 to 576 and encodes 191 amino acids. Gene Ontology annotation, biological process: N-acylphosphatidylethanolamine metabolic process. Gene Ontology annotation, cellular component: cytoplasm. Lineage: Eukaryota; Metazoa; Chordata; Actinopteri; Scombriformes; Scombridae. The record is from RefSeq and is a predicted model, not a curated record.